Suhomyces tanzawaensis NRRL Y-17324 is the source of this 1059-nucleotide messenger RNA. RefSeq names its product cyclin-dependent serine/threonine-protein kinase (gene CDC28). Gene Ontology annotation, cellular component: cyclin-dependent protein kinase holoenzyme complex; cytoplasm; nucleus. The transcript has 2 exons. Lineage: Eukaryota; Fungi; Ascomycota; Pichiomycetes; Serinales; Debaryomycetaceae. Bases 1 to 1059 code for a protein of 352 amino acids. Gene Ontology annotation, biological process: regulation of G2/M transition of mitotic cell cycle; regulation of gene expression; signal transduction. The record is from RefSeq and is a predicted model, not a curated record. Gene Ontology annotation, molecular function: cyclin-dependent protein serine/threonine kinase activity; ATP binding; cyclin binding.
AUGGUCGAGUUAUCAGAUUUCCAGCGUCAGGAAAAGGUGGGUGAAGGCACCUACGGAGUGGUGUACAAGGCGCUCGACACCAGACACAACAACCGAGUGGUUGCGUUGAAGAAAAUUAGAUUGGAGUCGGAGGACGAGGGCGUGCCCUCGACUGCCAUCCGAGAGAUCUCGUUGUUGAAGGAGAUGCGGGACCAGAACAUCGUCCGUCUCUACGACAUCAUCCAUUCGGACUCCCACAAGUUGUACCUUGUGUUUGAGUUCUUGGACUUGGACCUCAAGAAGUACAUGGAGUCCAUCCCUCAGGGCGUGGGUUUGGGCGCCAACAUGGUCAAACGGUUCAUGAACCAGCUCGUCAAGGGUAUCAAGCACUGCCACAGCCACCGGGUGUUGCACCGGGACUUGAAGCCCCAAAACUUGUUGAUCGACAAGGAGGGUAACUUGAAGCUUGCUGACUUUGGGUUGGCUAGAGCGUUUGGAGUGCCCUUGAGAGCAUACACCCACGAGGUCGUCACCUUGUGGUACAGAGCCCCCGAGAUCUUGCUUGGAGGCAAGCAGUACUCCACCGGAGUCGACAUAUGGUCGGUAGGGUGCAUCUUUGCCGAGAUGUGCAACAGAAAACCGUUGUUCCCAGGUGACUCUGAAAUUGACGAGAUCUUCAGAAUCUUCAGAAUCUUGGGGACUCCCACCGAGGAAACAUGGCCUGACGUCAGCUAUUUGCCGGACUUCAAGCCCACUUUCCCUAAAUGGUCCAAGAAGGAAUUGGCAGAAUUCGUCCCUACCUUGGACAGCGAUGGUGUUGAUCUUUUACAGCAAAUGUUGGUUUACGACCCUAGCGGAAGAAUCAGUGCCAAACGUGCAUUAAUCCACCCAUACUUCCAGGAAGAUGAAGGUGAAAACUACGAUGGGUAUUCUAGAUCGGUCAACAUGGGAAUGUCGGCCUACCAGACUUGUUUAUCGUCACCAAGUGCUGAACUCUUUGAUACUAAUACUCUCAAAGUUAACUACAUCAGAGUCGUAACUAUUUUGCAGAGAUUAUUAUUGCAUCUAACUGUGUACUAG